This is a messenger RNA of Tricharina praecox, 2451 nucleotides long. Its product is annotated as P-loop containing nucleoside triphosphate hydrolase protein. The record is from RefSeq and is a predicted model, not a curated record. The transcript has a single exon. Gene Ontology annotation, molecular function: ATP binding; ATP hydrolysis activity. Gene Ontology annotation, biological process: cellular response to heat. NCBI's taxonomy places the organism in Eukaryota, Fungi, Ascomycota, Pezizomycetes, Pezizales, Pyronemataceae. Gene Ontology annotation, cellular component: mitochondrial matrix; cytoplasm. Bases 41 to 2203 code for a protein of 720 amino acids.
CGGUGGCGGGCGCCCGCACCCGCCGGGCGGAACACACCGAAUGGACCUCGGCGGGGGCGAGCAGAAGUCUGCGCUAGAGGAGUACGGCACGGACCUAACAGCGCGGGCGCGGGACGGGAAGCUCGACCCUGUAAUUGGGCGGGACGAGGAGAUCCGGCGGACGAUUCAGAUUCUGUCGCGGCGGACGAAGAACAACCCGGUGUUGAUUGGGAAUGCGGGGACGGGAAAGACAGCGAUCCUUGAGGGGCUGGCGCAGAGGAUUGUGGCCGGGGAGGUGCCAGAGAGUAUGAAGAAUAAGAGGGUUGUUAGUCUGGAUCUAGGACAGCUCAUUGCCGGCGCUAAGUUUAGGGGUGAUUUUGAGGAGAGGUUGAAAGCGGUGCUGAAGGAGGUGCAUGAUGCUCAGGGAAAGGUCAUUCUGUUCAUCGAUGAGCUGCAUACCCUCCUGGGAUUGGGCAAGGCUGAGGGAAGCAUCGAUGCGUCGAAUCUGCUGAAGCCGAUGCUGGCGAGGGGCGAGUUGCAGUGUACGGGUGCCACUACUCUGGCGGAGUACAGGAUCAUCGAGAAGGAUGUUGCACUGGCUAGACGGUUCCAGCCAGUGUUGGUCAACGAGCCCUCGGUGCAGGACACGAUCAGUAUCCUCCGUGGUAUCAAGGAUCGCUACGAAAUCCACCACGGAGUCCGGAUUACUGACGGCGCACUGGUUGCCGCGGCGACCCUGUCGAACCGCUACAUUACCGACCGCUUCCUCCCCGACAAGGCCAUUGACCUGGUUGACGAAGCUGCCUCCGCUCUCCGACUGCAGCAGGAAUCGCGUCCCGACGAGAUCCAGGAACUCGACCGCGCCAUCCUGACCAUCCGAAUCGAGCUCGAAUCCCUGCGCAAGGAAACCGAUGUGAUGUCGAAGGAACGCAAAGCGAAGCUCGAAGAGACACUCAAGGAGAAGACCGAGAAGCUGAAAGAACUCACGGGGCUGUGGGAAAAGGAGCGCGCCGAACUCGGAGAAAUCAAAACAGCUAAGGAAUCGCUCGAGAAGGCCAGGAUCGAGCUCGAGCAGGCCCGUCGUACCGGAAUGUUCGAGAAAGCCAGUGAGCUCCAGUACUCUACCAUUCCCCGCCUCGAGGCAAAGGUUCCCAAGGAUGGAGAGACACCACUGAAGGGGUCUUCACUCCUUCACGACUCUGUCGACGAAGACGACAUCGCCCGGGUUGUCUCCAAGACCACGGGUAUCCCCAUGACGAAACUGAUGUCAGGAGAAGUCCAGCGGUUGAUGCAUAUGGAAGACACCUUGCGGCAGUCAGUCCGGGGGCAGGACGAGGCGCUCAAGCUCGUUGCCGAUGCGGUGCGCCUUCAGCGCGCGGGCCUCACCUCGCAGAACCGACCGACCGCCUCCUUCAUGUUCCUUGGCCCCACCGGCGUCGGCAAAACCGAGCUGUGCAAGAAAAUGGCCGAAUUCCUCUUCUCGACCGAGCAAGCCGUGAUCCGCUUCGACAUGUCGGAGUUCAUGGAGAAGCACACGGUAAGCCGGCUAAUCGGCGCGCCCGCCGGCUACGUCGGGUACGAGGACGCAGGGCAGCUCACGGAAGCGGUCCGGCGCAAACCCUAUGCCGUUCUCCUGUUCGACGAGUUCGAAAAAGCGCACCGGGACAUUUCCUCCCUCCUCCUACAAGUCCUCGACGAGGGGUUUCUCACCGAUGCGCAAGGCCGCAAAGUCGACUUCUCGAGCACGAUCAUCGUGCUAACCAGCAACCUGGGACAGGACGCGUUGAUCGCCGCCCCGCCGGCCGAGACCCUCGAUGAUGACACGAAGCGCAGCGUCAUGAUGGCCGUCCAGAACACUUACGCACCAGAGUUCCUUAACCGCAUCGAUGACUUUGUCAUCUUCUCCCCGCUGUCGCGGGAUGCGAUCAGGGACAUCGUCGAUAUACGUUUGAAGGAGCUGCAGGAGAAAUUGGUGGAUCGAAGGAUUACACUAAUGGUGGACGAUGAGGCAAAGGAUUGGCUCGCGCAAAGGGGGUAUAACGUUAAGUACGGCGCUAGACCGCUGAAUCGCGAGAUCAUGCGGCAUGUUUCUAAGGUCCUGGCUGAGAAGUUGAUCACUGGUGGACUGAGGAAUGGAAUGACAGCUAAGGUGUCGGUGGCUGAUGGCGGAGAGGAGCUGCUGGUCGAGGGGGUCGAGAAUACUAAGGACGCGGAGGAGAAGUAGGUGUAAAUAGUUAAGGCUGUACUUACGGUGUGUGUGAUUUCGGGUUUGGAGUUUGUGGGGUGUUUGGUUUUUGACUUGGGAGGUUGCGUUCUUCCUGUUUUCUCUGCUCUGCUCUGGUCUGCUCUGGGUGGACAACGUUCUGUAUGAUAGCUAGUACUGUAGGUGGUCUGGAUGCGCUGGCUGUAACAUCUGAUAGGUAGCGGUAAUACGGUCACUGUACAUACAAUUGCAAUUGCAAGAUAUUCCUG